Molecule: messenger RNA, 408 nt
Organism: Mesorhabditis belari
Lineage: Eukaryota; Metazoa; Nematoda; Chromadorea; Rhabditida; Rhabditidae
Source: the annotation of a GenBank genome assembly
AUGCGAACACGUCAUUUGAAAGAUCAAAAUGAACAGUCAAGAAGGACGGUCGAGAUGCAGAAUUACUUCCUGUUGAUCUAUUUAUUACAGAUGUUUAACACAUUCUUCACCUUUUUAUUACCGUGCUUUAUGCUGAUCUUGGCAUUGCUUAACAUAAGUAUUCUACCAGAGUUUGUCAGUUCAUCUUUUGUCCUAUUCAUGUAUUUUCACUCGGCUUUCAACUCCUUGAUCCUCAUAUUUUCCACGAGAACCUACAGACAAGUGCUUUAUGGAUGGUGGUUGAAAGUGUAUUCAUUCGUUUCGAGAAAAGCAAUCAGAUUUUCGUUGAGUCGACAAGCACGAAUGGCCAUCGAGCGUCGAGAUCAUAAAAUAAUGAAGAAACUUGUUAAACUUGAUGUGGAACUAAAG